Molecule: messenger RNA, 1912 nt
Organism: Setaria italica (foxtail millet)
Lineage: Eukaryota; Viridiplantae; Streptophyta; Magnoliopsida; Poales; Poaceae
Product: lipid phosphate phosphatase delta
Exons: 8
Coding region: 328-1578 (416 amino acids)
Cellular component (GO): endoplasmic reticulum membrane
Molecular function (GO): sphingosine-1-phosphate phosphatase activity
Source: RefSeq, a predicted model, not a curated record
AAAGAAGGGAGAAGAAGAAAACGAGGAGGCCCCAAAGACCCCGCGUGGUCGUCCGGUCCAGGGCGGGGGGCGGCCGGCAACGACGAAACCAGCCAACGCCACCACCUCCUCCUCCUCCUCCCUCCUCCCCCCGUCGCCGUCCCGUCCAGUUCCGCGAUCCACACGACCCCGUCCGCCUCGGCCUGCGCCCGCCAGCCCUCCUCUCGCUACAAGAAUCCGCCCGCCAGCUCGCGCUGCGCUCCAGCGAGUCCCUCCCUGCGGUGCGGAGAUCCUGCGUGAGGAGUCCGUCCAAGAACCAGGCGGCGGUUGCGGGGAGAUCGAUUGGAUAUGGAGGCGGCGGUCGCGGGUGCGGGCGGCGCGGGGCUGACCAGGUGGCAGGCGGCGGCGCUGUCGGCGGUGGCCGGGUGGGUCUGGGCGGCCUCGUUCUACGACCUCACGCGCCGGGCGCGCGCGCUGGUCCAGCCAUGGGUCACGCGCCGUGUGCACGCCGAGACGCCGGCAAUCCUCAGGUUUCAGAGGUUGCAACACAAGUUGCUGGACAAUUUCUUCUCUGUGCUGUCAUGCGUUGUCUCUGUUCCCUUCUACACGGGAUUCCUCCCUCUCCUCUUCUGGAGUGGACACAACAAGCUGGCUAGGCAGAUGACCCUCCUCAUGGCUUUAUGUGAUUACCUCGGGAACUCUGUCAAGGACAUGAUAUCAGCUCCUCGUCCAUGCUCUCCUCCUGUUAGAAGAGUAACAGCCACUGAAGAUGAGAAGGAAAAUGCCAUGGAAUAUGGGCUUCCAUCAUCGCAUGCUCUCAAUACUGUUUGUUUGAUGGGAUAUCUAUUACAUUAUGUCCUCACAUAUGGAGAUGCUGGCAAUGUUAUGAUUGCUGCUGGUUUAUCUUUAGCUUUCUUGUUUGUUAUGCUAAUUGGCAUUGCAAGGAUAUAUUUGGGUAUGCACAGCUUGAUCGAUGUUAUUGCUGGAAUUUGUUUUGGCAUUGUCAUCCUAGCAUUCUGGUUGGUUGUCCAUGACCAUGUUGAUGCCUUUGUUGUGUCUGGGCAAAACGUUGCAUCCUUCUGGGCAGGCCUUUCUCUAUUGAUGUGCUUUGCAUACCCGAAGCCAGAAUUCCCGACUCCUAGCUUUGAAUACCAUACAGCAUUCAACGGAGUCGCUUUCGGAAUUGUCUACGGCAUCCAGCAAACCUACUUCCAUUUCCACACCCCUGACGCCCCCCUCAUCUUCAGCUCGCGACUGCCCCUGCUUGCAUUCGCAGGGCGUGUCCUCGUCGGGAUCCCGACCAUCCUGGUUGUGAAGUUCUGCAGCAAGGCGCUGUCCAAGUGGCUGCUGCCUGUCAUGUGCAGCACCCUGGGCAUCCCCAUUGUAUCAUCUUGCUAUGUUCCUGCCCUGAAAGUCGACAACAGCAGCAAGAACAAGCCUGAUGCGAAGCAGGGUGCCGGGUACCUCCAGAGGGUGUUUUCCCUCUUCCCUCAGAAGGCCUACGACGUGGACACAGGCAUCAGGUUCGUGCAAUACGCCAGCCUCGCGUGGUCCGUGGUCGACCUGGUGCCAGCCAUAUUCACCCAUCUAAAUUUGUAGCCAGCUACUCAAUAAUUCAGGGUGCAAGUUUAAUUUUUACUCUUUCUGGAGCUCCCAAUGCAGGGGCUCCUACUCGUAAGACAUGGAUCAUCUUAUGAGGCUGUAAAUCCAAUGAUCUCUCCCUCGUUUUUUGUAUUGUAUGAUUGCCUAGGUGUUCGCACCACGUGGUGAUGUUUCUGUAGAGGUGUCAAGGAAGUAGUAAGCACUAAGCAGGAAGUAUUGAUGUGUUACUAUCACUAUUAUUCCAUGACAGAAGUGGCCACUAUGGUGCCACGCCUAACCUGCACGGGAUUCUGAUUCUUAAUCGCAAAGAAAUGCCUUUACUUGCCUUGCA